CGAAGAAGAAGUUCAUGGAGCACUUUCCAAUCGUGGAAAUGGCGCUACGCGUUGUGGAAGCCUGAAGUCAGAGGGAGCAUAUCGUGCUUGUCAGUCGAUUGAAGCGCCCAGAGGGCUCUACGCAUGAGAAGGAGCGGAUUAUGACAGAGGGGGAAAGUAAUCGGGAGAUUCGUCAAGAAAAACAAAACACUCGUGGCUCUGAUAAAGCCGUCGACAUCCUCAGACAGUGAACAAUGCAUGACCUGACUGCCCAAGUCACCAGCAGCCUGCUGCCGUUCCCAGAAGUUACUAAAGAUGCUCUCGGGGAGGAUGAGAUCACUCUCGACUCUGUGCUACAUGGGAAGUUCACUGUUGGCCGCAGCGGGCUGGCCUGGCUGGCCUGUGGCCCCCAUUUGGAGGUUGUCCAUGCAGUGACAGGAGAACGUCUGUCUGCGUACUGCUUCAGCGGUGGAGGCGAGCACCCACCCUGUGUCCACGUAGCCAAGGACUUCAGCUGGCUCAAAAGGUCUGGAUUACUCGUUGGCUUGGAGGAAGCAGAGGGCAGCGUGCUGUGUCUCUAUGACUUGGGACUGUCGAGGGUGGUUAAAGCUGUGGUUAUACCAGGCAGGAUCACAGCUAUUGAGCCGUUAGUGAGUUAUGGCGGAGCAAGCACUUCGACGCAGCAUCUUCACCAGAGUCUACGCUGGUUCUUUGGCAUUGCUGCUGUUGUAACGGAUCUCGGUCAUGUUCUGCUUGUGGACCUCUGUCUCGACGACUUGUCCUGCAGCCAAAGUGAACUGGAGUCUUCAGACCUGCAGGUAGUGACCAAAUCUCCUGCCGAGAUCCCUCGGCUGAGAGAAGUCAGCACCAGGCAGGGCAGACAUCUUUGUCUCCAGCUUCAUGGGCCCAGUGGAGUUGGAGCCACAGCUCUGCAGUAUAUCUCCAGGACCAACCAGCUGGCUGUGGGGUUUUCAGAUGGACACUUACAGCUGUGGAACAUGAAAACCCUAAAGAAGGAAUACCACUCCCAGUUAGAGGGUGGCAGGGUGCCUGUGCAUGCCUUCACCUUUCAGGAGCCAGAAAAUGACCCCAGGAACUGUUGCUACCUCUGGGCUGUCCAGUCUUCUCAGGACCUUGAGGGAGAUAUGGUCAGCCUCCGCCUGCUUCAGAUGGCCUUCAGUGAAAGGAAGUGUCUGACUUCUGGGAAGAUCCUCUAUGAGGGUCUGGAGUACUGCGAGGAGCGGUACAGUCAGGAGUUAAGUGGCACAGCUUUCCCUCUCAGGACCCAGGCUACCAACACCCGCCUGCUGAGCUGCCAGACCAUCGAGAAGUUCCGACCCCACCCUGACAGGGAUGACAGCAUGAAUGAAGUUGCAUCUCCGGACACCAGUGUGUCUAUCUUCAGCUGGCAAGUCAAGGUCUAUGGUCAGGGAACCCCAUCUACCUACAUAGGGGUUUUUGACAUCAACCGUUGGUACCACGCACAGAUGCCAGACUCUUUGAGAACUGGAGAGUCUCUGCAAAAUUGUCCCUACCUGGCAGUUUGGUCUCUGGACCCAGUGGUGCAGAUGGUGUCUCAACAUGUCCUCCUGGAUGUGGUGGUGCACGACCGCAGCCUGAGCAGGGGCCUGCCCUUCACCUGCCCCCCACCAGAACAGUACUUUAACCCCACCACAUAUAACUUUGAUGCUACGUGCCUGCUCAACUCUGGAAUUGUGCACUUCACCUGCUCUGGGUAUCAGAAAGAGACCCUGAGCUUUUUGAAGAAAGCUGCUCCCUGUUCCAGUGACAUCAUCUCCACUAGCUACUCUCGCUGCCUCAUGUCCGGCCUGCUCUCAUCUCGCCUGGCUGACACUCAGGCUUCCAGCCUCUCUCAGGAGGAGCAGCUGGAUGCCAUCCUGUCAACAGCGGUGGAGACCAGCUCCUUGGGACUGAUCACUGGCUGUAUCAAGCAGUGGACUGCAGAAGAACAACCGGGCUCUGCACUGAACCUGCGCUACAUUCUGGAUUGGGCCUGGAACAAAGUGGUUCACACCAAGGAGGAACUGGAUGGCAUCUGUGCACCGCUGUUUGACAGCUCAUCCAACUUCACAGACCCUCAGACCAUGCAGCUGCUCCAGCACAGCCAGAGACUGCUCAGUAACCUCAGCACCAUCUUCCACUGUCUGCUCAGUGAAGCCCAGGAGCUCACACAAAGAGGUCUGGCGGGUCUGAUGAACAAGAACUUGGUUUCUAGUCUGAUUUCCAAGUACGCUCAGGUGGUGCUCUGGUUCUGUCGUACCGGUCUGCUGCCUGAAGGAUCAGACGACGAUGCUCUCCAGAUCUCCAGGCCUUUCUACACUCACUCAGUCAUCAGCAACUAUUAUACAAUACGCAGAGAGGAGCUCACCAGGCUGGCUAAGGGCAAGUGGUGUGCAGACUGCCUGAUGAUCGAUGGUUUGGUUGGCCAGUGUGGCGAAAGCUUGACCAACCUGUGGAAGAGGGAUGAGGGUGGGACAGGGCAAUACCCACCACCUACAUUGCACGCCCUGUUGGACAUUUAUCUACUGGACAAUAUUGAUGAAGCUGCUAAAAAUGCACUCGUGAUUUACCUGCUGCUCGAUGUUAUGUACUCCUUCCCCAAUAAGGAGGGAAGUUCAGUGGAGUCUUUCCCCCCAGCUUUUGCAAUCCCUAUUGGACUUGUGAAACUAGUACAAGGCCUCUGGCUGCUGGACCAUCGUGACCACCAGAGUUCAUUCGAGUUGCUCCUGCAUCCAGCUGCCUCUCAGUGUCAGUUUGAGUGGCAGCAUGAGCGUGUCCUACAAGCACUGAUGUGCCAGGGCCAACACUCAGUCGCACUGCGAUACUUCCACGUUACGAAGCCCCCAAUUUCCUCCACCUCCCAGGCCAAACUCUGUUUGUCUGUACUGCUACACAACAGGUGUCUCAUAGAGGCGUGGUCCCUGCUACGGCAGCACUCAAAUCGCCUCAACAUGGGAGAGCUGCUGGGCUUCCUGUAUGAGAGCUGCCAGGAGCUGGGCCUCGUCAAGGAGCUGCUCAAACUGCCCCUGGGCCUCACUGAGCAGGAGAGUUUGGAGAAGUUUCUCCAGGGUACAGGCGGUCUCCAGAACAGAGAACUACUGAUGGUUCAUUACCUUCAGCAGGCCAACUACAUUCCUGCCCUGCAGCUCAACCACAGCCUCAAAAUGAACAUGGUGAAUGAGCGAGACCCAAAGCUUAAAGAACGGUCCAACACCAGGAACUUGAUAUUGGACCAGUAUGGCAAGGUAUUGCCCAGAGUCCAGAGGAAACUGGCCAUGGAGAGAGCAAAGCCCUACCAGCAUCCCUACGCCGUCCACAGAGAAGUUUCCCGGCCGCAGCCACUGUCGACCAUCACCAAACGCUCCGCCAGUGAGAAGGUGAUGUCGAGGGCCGGCUUCAUCAACAAUGUCCUGACCAAGAUUGAGGAGGUGUGGUUGGGCAAAGGAGCUACACCACAGUCCUCCCCAGCCAAGAGCCCCUGGGCAGCUGGUGUUCAGAGCCCCAAGACCUCCUCCAUGGCCCUCUCUGAGCCCUUCCUGGGAACUCCCAUCACCAUGACAGCCAAACGAAAGUCAAGGCUGAUGGACUUGGUGGUUCACCCCUCCUGUCAGACCCCUCGGCCUCCUCUCAGACCUCCUAACUUCUGGGUUUCUCCAAAGAGCAUCAGCAAGGCCCCUGAACUCAGUCUGCUGCAAACACCGCAGGUUGUCAAGCGAGCUCGGGCCUUGGCUGCUUCUGGCCCUGUGUUCUCAGCCUUCACUCCCCAGUCCAUCCUGCGCAGCAGCCUGAGGCCCACACCGGUCGCCACCCCGUCUGCUUCCCCAGGACGCUCCAUCACCCCCCCACUCCGCAGCAAAGAGAGCCGGAUCACCUUCAUCGAAGAGGAAGAAUCUCCUGAACCGGAGAAAGGCAUCCGAUGGACCAAUGGGAUGGCAGCAGACAGUGAGAUUAGCCUACUGACCAGAGGCCCCAUGCUGUCCAAGGUGACACAUAAGACCUGGUCCUCACAGCCUGCUGAGGAGGAAGAUAAUGGACAUGAGUUAGGGGAACAGCCUUGUGUGACGUUCUUGCCUCCAGAUGGUGGUAUUCCCUCCCCACAGCUGAGAUGCUUUGAGAGUGAAUCAUCCUCCAUCCAUGAAGCCUCUCCAGAAACUCAAGCACAACUUAUCCUGAGCUUUGACUCCAGCCAGAUAUCUGUUCGUUCAACAGACACCACUCUAGAGUAUUAUGAUGCACCUCUUCCUGAUAUGUCAGAGGACCAGGAAGUGAAACAGGGGCAUACAGCUACAGAGAAGGAAGAAGAGGUAGUGACGGUGAACAUCAAAGAGCUAGAGGAAAAGACCUCAACAACCACUGAAGAAACCCCUCUCCUGACAUCCGAGGACAUAGAGAGGGGAGAAGAGGAGGUGAAGGAAGAUGAAACAAUUGAGGGCAUGGUGGAGAUUGGUCUUGAAGAUGAGACGAAAAACAAAGAAAAUGUUCAGUCCAAAGAGCAGGACAAACAGGAUGUUGAGUCAGUUAGUGAGCAUGAAGAUGCUGCACCUCUUCACCAGGUGGAGAUUUCUAUUCACAAUCAAGUUUGUAACCAGGUAACUGAGAGCACGGGCUCUGGCCCUGAGGUUGAAUCUCCGGAUCUACCAGUGGGACACGACGUCCAGACAGAAGCCACUGAAUCCACAGAGUUCACCGAGUAUCUGAAACCGUCUGCAGCCACUGAACCCACAAAUGAUCCAGAAGAGGAACUGGAGCAAUCAACAGAUCUGACAGAGUUUGUGCAGAGACAUCUGUUUGGCAGCGAUCUUCCACUUACCCGCUCAGGAAUCCACAACACAUCACAGACCCAGACGUCCUUCAACAGUGAGUCACCAGGUGAGGUUGAAGUGGAGGUGCAGGCCGCUAUUGAAGCUCCGCCGGUGUUUACCAGCCAAAUUUCCACUGCCUCUGUGACAUCCUCCGAGCCAACUGGCACAGACUCCCACUCGGUUGUGAGUGUAAACGAUAGUGAAGAGCUUUCUAGUCCUGUGUCUGAGGAGGAGGAGGAAGUAGAUGAGUCUGAUCAAGCUGAGGAUGAGGAGGAGGAAGACUCUGGUAGUGAGGUGGAGAUCAUUGAGGAGGUUCAGGGUAAUGGGAGGCUUCCACCCCUCCAACCCAGUUCAGUCUUUGAACAGCAGGGACACACUCACUUCCUGCCAAGUCUGUCAGAGCAGGAGGCUGCGGAGUUCUCUCUGAUUACACCCGGUGCAGAGAUGAAGAUGGUAGAGGAGGACAUGGAGGGUGAGGUGGUGAUGGUGAGACUCGGGGCACAUGAAGAAGGGAUGGAGGCAGAUGAGGAUGAAGAGCAAGGAUCAUCAUACUUGGAGCUCAAACCCUCUACUACUCUACUGGUACCACUGGAGCUUGUGGAGGGGCAGGAUGGCCUUGUCGAUAGUUCUCAGCUGGGUCUCCCUGAGCUUCAGCAAACCAUUGUGCCGGAUGACCCGAGGUCUGAAACUCACAGCGGCUUUUCUCUGAUGCUGGAUAUGGACGAGGACAGGGAUGAAGAGGCCGACACACUGCCUAUGGAGAAUGAUCUACAGUCCUCCAACCCUCCUACCCUGUCUCCAGCAGUGGAGGCUAUUGACGAAUUUGAGGCCAACACUGAGGUUAUUGUUUUGGGAACAGAUGAUCAGGAUCCUCCUCUGUCUGGAGAAGUGUCCGAAGAGGACCAGAGUAAAGAGAUGGACACCUUAGAUGGAAUUGAGGUAGAUGGAACGACAGAGUCAGAACUUGCAAAACUAGCUGACAUUCAAACUGAAAACACUGGGGCAAACCAUGAGGCAGGAGAUGCUAAAGAACAGAGUGAUGCAGACCUUGUAAUGUUGGUUGAAGUCCAUGAACCUGCAGGUCUCUCAGUCUCUGGGCCAACUCCAGUGGGAGAAGUCCCUGCAGUAAUGUUGGCUGAAGAUCAUGAACUUGAAGGUCUGUCACUAUCUGGACCAAGUCCAGUAGGAGAUCUCCAAGCAGUGAUGUUGGAGGACGAUCAUGAACCUGAAGGUCUGUCACUAUCUGGACCAAGUCCAGUGGGAGAACUCCAAUCAGUGAUGUUGGCUGACGAUCAUGAACCUGAAGGUCUGUCACUGUCUGGACCAAGUCCAGUGGGAGAACUCCAAGCAGUGAUGUUGGCUGACGAUCAUGAACCUGAACGUUUUUCGGUGUCUGGACCAACUACAGAGGGAGAAGUCCCAGCAGUAAUGUUGGCUGGCGAUCAGGAACCUGAAGGUCUUUCACCAUCUAGACCAAAUCUAGAGGGAGAACUCCCAGCAGCAAUGUUGACUGGCGAUCAGAAACCUGAAGUUCUUUCACCAUCUGAACCAAAUCCAGAGGAAGAAGUCCCAGCAGUAAUGUUGGCUGACCAUCAUGAACCUGAAGGUCUUUCACCAUCUGAACCAAAUUCAGAGGAAGAACUCCCAGCAGUAAUGUUGGCUGACCAUCAUGAACCUGAAGGUCUUUCACCAUCUGAACCAAAUUCAGAGGAAGAACUCCAAGCAGUAAUGUUGGCUGGCGAUCAGGAACCUGAAGGUCUGUCACCAUCUGAACCAAAUUCAGAGGAAGAACUCCCAGCAGUAAUGUUGACUGGCGAUCAGGAACCUGAAGGUCUUUCACCAUCUGAACCAAAUCCAGAUCCAGAGGAAGAACUCCCAGCAGUAAUGUUGGCUGGCGAUCAGGAACAUGAAGUUCUUUCAGUCUCUGGACCAACUCCAGUGGGAGAACUCCCUGCAGUUAUGGAUGACAAAGAUGCUUCUGCAGAGAAAGAUGCUGCCGAGGAGGAGAAGACAGGAGAGGAGGAGGACAAACCAACACCUGUUGUGGACGAGGAAGAACCUGAAGAGAAUGGGAAUGAUAAUAUGGACGCAGAUAUAACCCCCAGCACAGAGACGGCAACUGUCGUGGAGGAGAAGCAGCAGGACCACAAAGCCUUAGCAGAGACAGAAGAUAAUAACGGGGAGGAAAUUAAGAUGGAGAUUGAAACAAGAGGAAGAACCAGGGGAAGACAGAGUAACGAUGUUAAAGAGGAGAAACCUGUGAAGCAGGUUAGUCAGACAGAGGUACAGCCCGUGCCAGAGACGCCCACGUCUCAGAGGAAAAAGAAAGCUCCUUUCACCCCAACACGAAGGAUCACGAGAGGGAGGACAGUUUCCUUCAUAUCUCCCCUCCCAGAGGAAGCGGAGGAGUCAGACGAGGAUGGCAAAGUGGAGGAGGUAGAAACAAGCACUCUGUUACCUGCCUCGCCUAGUCGUACACUCAGAAAACGUAAACCGAACAUAGAGACUAAAGUCCAAGCUAGCCCACCUCGAAGAAGUACUCGCAAAGCUCAGAUAGAGCCUCCUAAUAACAAGGUUGAAGAGGGGUACGCCACGGAUAAUGACACCACAGUUGCAUCAACCUCCAAGGCCUCUUCUCCUGCCAGACGGCGAGGUUCCCAGAGGGCCACUUCAACAAGGACCAGCCAAAGGACCCAGAGCGAAGAUGAUGAGGAAGAGGCUGAGGUCAAAGAUACAAAAGUCUCUCGACGAACAAGCUCCAAGACUCCCACACCGGCCAAACGCAGGACCACUCAGGGAAACACUCCGAGGAGGUCCAGCAGAAGAACGUUGAGUAGCAGUGAGGUGGUGACACCGUUUGAGAUCUUGGAAGAUGAAGAGGACCAGGUGGAGGUCUUUGCUUCCCCUGUCAAACGCAACUCCAGGAAAAGUCGGACAGAACCCUCAGAACUAUCCCUGCUAGAGGAGGAAGAGAGCAAAAAACCUUCCAGCCCCGGCAGGGCAACUCGACAGUCUAACCAGAUUACCCUAAAUGUCUAUCCACAAGUGAAACUGGUUCCUCUAUUACUUCCUCAGAGUGCAAGGAAGAUAAGAGGAGAGACUGUAACUGACAAUUUGAAAGGAAGUGGGGAACCAGAACUUAACAGCAACAACUCCCGUCGACCAACUAGAAGCAAACUCUGGGAUCACCCAGAGGAACACCUUCCCUUACUGGAUUCACCGUUGGAGAUGGAUUCUGAAACUCCUGUCGCAGACGCCCUCAUCAAGAGACUUCAGGAUGAGGACGAAAAAGAAGAAAGAGGAAUAGUCGUCACAAAGAUGGUAAGAACCAGCAAGAGGAGUACGAAGUCGUCAGUAGAGCAGGUUCACUCGCUACUUCCUUUGAAAGACAGCCUGGUCCCUGAACCCGAAGAGUCUAGUCCAGGCGAGCAUUCAUUCAGCUACUCCCCCUCACGAAGGAAAACAAGAGCUAAAAGAGCAGAGUCUCCUGGCCCGAGUGAAGAGUCUGCAGCACCUGUCACUCGCAGCAGGAGAAGAGUUGUCAAAGAUCCCUCUGUUGCUCCUCAUGAGGAAAUUGCUUCAGAAGAUCUUGUGGAAGUGGAGAAAGCAGCAGGUGUUUCUCAGACCAGAAAAGCAGUCAAAAGAACAGCAAAAUCCAAAGCAGUUUUGGAGCCGCCUCCCAUAGCGGUGAUGGACCUGAUCUCACCUCUGCCCAGCCCAGCCGAUCCGAUCCCGCGAGCACUGAAGAGGAUUAUAGAGGGAGGCGCCCCGACCUCGACCAUUAAUCUUCGACGCAAACGCAUAAUGGACACCGUUUUCACAAAACCUGUCACACGGAGGAAGAGACUUUAAGGAGGUUGGUGGUGGUUUUAACCAGUGAACCUCAGACAGCCACCGUACAAUUAGAACCAACCUCGGUCAGGAGCUUUCAAAUAAUAGUGUAUGCCUAAACUCAUGAUGGUUCUAUUUCCUCAAAUGCCUCACAGUGCUGUGGUUCUCUUUGUAUAUUUACUUUCCUGCAGGACAAUAAACAAAAGCAAUGUAGGCGUGAAAAUCUAUUUUUUAGGUCAAAACACACCCGUGGAUAGCAGUGUGAGCGAGGCAUAUAUUUUUGGAGUUUACACAUCCCGCUCGUACUAACUGGAUUUCACUUGAUAUAUCUGUUGCCAUUUAGUGUUGGACAUUUUGCAACGCUCCUCGUAAUCCACUUAAUUCUCUGGACACAGAACGGCACAAGGGAAAGCAAUCAACGUGGGCUUUUAGAAGCUUCUAUUAAUACAAACAAUGACUGAACUUAACCUGCUUCUAAUAAAGAGGUUUUAUUCACAUUCUCUUUUAUUUUUGUUUUAGGUUGUUGUUUUUGUCAUUGUUUACUUUUUAGAUUUUGAGGCCUGCUGGUUUUCAUUUAAGAAGAAAAGCAACCAACCGAGUGGAAAUGACAAAAUUUUUACCGAUACAUUUGUAUAUAAUCUUUUGCUAUGUUCCAAAUAAAGUUAAUAAAUACAUCCUUAAGAAUUAUGCUCUUUUUGAAAUUUUAACUGUCUUGAAUGUGUUUGAUCAUCUGUUUAGAUUGCCUGUGCCAUAGUCUUAAAUUUCAGUCGAUUUGUGUGAUUUUCUGAGAGAGGCAGAUGCAGACUUGUACACUAAUCAGAUUUGGACUGUUUCUGUAUGUUAUGGGGAUGUUGUAUAGUGUGAAAGAAAGAAAAAAAGACUUGCACAGCGGUUUGGCAUUGUUAAAAUUGUUUUGGGACAUGUUAAUAGGCUUGUUUUAAUUAAAUGUCAACCACCAUCUGACACAUAGGCUAUUUUCUGAUGAAUGAAUGUAGAAUGUCUUAUUUUUGAUGACUGCUCUUUGAUAAAUAUGGUAAAGCUUGAAUACUUCUCGUGUUGAGUGGUUCAAUUCAAUUUACCGUCUUCAUUGCUUGUGUUUGUUAGUUUGGUGGGGCGAUGGAUGGAGUGAAUAGAGCACAAAGCCUUUUUCUUUCUGUCUGAGCUGUGCAGCGAACCACUGAAAGGAGACACAAGCGACUAAUCAUCCUUCACAAUAGCUGAGACCUUAUCCUGCUGGUGCCUCAGAUAAUAGAUGUCCAUCAAACUCCAUUUUGGAUGUCAAGUUAUGGGUAAUAUCAGAAAUGUAGCUGUCACUGAAAUGUUGACAUACUGUACAUGUAGCUGUAAACGUGUGUAACCUCCCUGGAUGAAAUUGAGCCAUCUCCCUUCUAUAAUUUAUCGUGGUAGAGAAGGUGAAAGUGAAACCACCCUUAUCUCCGCAACUCCACUUCACUUACAAAACACCAGGGUUGGGAGUAAUAACAAAUUAAGAAUGUCUUGUCCCAUAUUAAAUACUGAUCUUUAUUUUUUUUAUUAAAAAACUAAUUACUAGUCAUGCUGCUAGUUAAUAUUUUAUUGUAGCUUGUAGCCGUGUCUACUACGCCUCUGUUUUAGUUUAGACAAGUGUUCAGGAUCACAUCCACCUUUCAGCAAGUAAACUACAUUUUCCAUGUUUUCAGUAAAACUUCGAGGC
This is a messenger RNA of Anarrhichthys ocellatus (wolf-eel), 10326 nucleotides long. It is a transcript of the gene ahctf1, whose product is annotated as AT hook containing transcription factor 1. The record is from RefSeq and is a predicted model, not a curated record. The transcript is spliced from 40 exons. The coding region runs from base 234 to 8654 and encodes 2806 amino acids. NCBI's taxonomy places the organism in Eukaryota, Metazoa, Chordata, Actinopteri, Perciformes, Anarhichadidae.